CCCAAACCCUACUCUGUCACUCCGAUCUGAGCUUCCACUGAGAAAUGAAGCAUUUCAUGCAACCAAGAAACACGAUCUUGAGAGAAACUCAAGAUCCACCUCCAUCUUCUUCACCAAACCCUAAAUCCAAGUCCCUGAGAAAGCAGAAAUCCUCCAAGGAAAAUGCUCCACCACCAGAUCCGAACUCUCAAUCGUCUCCUGCCAUCAAGACGAAGAGCCCGCUGCCGCCACGUCCACCCUCCUCCAACCCACUCAAGCGCAAGCUCAGUAUGGAAGCCCUUGCUGAAAAAGCCCUAGCUGAAAAUUCCGCUACAGGAGUUUCCGAUUCGGGUGUCAAGGUGAUAGUACGGAUGCGUCCACCAAACAAGGAAGAAGAAGAAGAAGAGAUGAUACUUCAGAAAACUUCAAAUGAUUCUUUGACUAUUAAUGGACAGAUGUUCACAUUUGAUGCAGUUGCUGACACUGGUGCAACUCAGCUUGAUAUAUUUGAGCUUGUUGGGGCCCCUCUUGUUGAAAACUGUCUGGCUGGAUUUAACAGCUCUGUAUUUGCCUAUGGGCAGACGGGAAGUGGAAAGACUUACACUAUGUUGGGUCCAGCCAAUGCCUUGUUGGAAGAAAACCUAUCAAGCGAACAACAGGGCUUAACCCCCCGAGUUUUUGAGCUUCUUUUUGCACGAAUAAAUGAGGAGCAAGUUAAGCAUGCUGAAAAACAACUCAAGUAUCAGUGUCGCUGUUCUUUUCUUGAGAUUUACAAUGAACAAAUCACAGAUUUGCUGGAUCCCAACCAAAAGAACCUGCAGAUAAGAGAAGAUGUCAAGUCCGGUGUUUAUGUUGAAAAUUUGACAGAGGAGUAUGUUAGUACAAUGAAGGAUGUGACCCGCCUUUUGACAAAGGGGUUGUCAAACAGGAGAACAGGUUCAACUACUAUAAAUGCAGAGAGUUCUCGUUCACAUAGUGUUUUUACUUGUAUUGUUGAAUCCCGAUGUAAGAGCAUGGCAGAUGGUUUCAGCAGCUUUAAAACAAGCCGAAUAAAUCUGGUUGAUCUAGCUGGGUCAGAGAGGCAAAAACUAACAGGUGCUGCGGGAGAACGCUUGAAGGAAGCAGGGAAUAUUAACCGUUCACUCUCACAGCUUGGUAACUUGAUAAACAUUCUUGCUGAAGUUUCACAAAAUGGAAAGCAAAGGCAUAUUCCGUAUAGAGACUCCAGGUUGACAUUUUUAUUACAGGAAUCUCUUGGUGGCAAUGCCAAAUUAGCAAUGGUCUGUGCUGUUUCUCCUGCACAACGCUGUAAGAGUGAAACAUUUAGCACACUAAGAUUUGCACAACGUGCAAAGGCAAUCAAGAAUAAGGCUGUUGUCAAUGAAGUGAUGCAGGAUGAUGUGAAUUUUUUGCGUGAAGUUAUACGGCAGCUGAGGGAUGAACUCUAUCGAAUGAAGGCAAAUAGCAAUACACCGACCAAUCCAGAUGGAGGUUACUCAACUGGUUGGAAUGCCCGUAGAAGUUUGAAUUUAUUAAAAUUUAGCCUCAAUCAUCCAAGGACAUUACCACAUCUUGAUGAAGAUGGUGAUGAGGAGAUGGAAAUAGACGAGGAAGCUGUUGAGAAGUUCUAUGUUCAAGUAGGUCUGCUGCAAUCAGUUGGUAUUGAAGAGCAGGACAAAAAUAAUGUGUGCAAAGUAGAGACUCAGACUAUUGAAUCAGAUACUGAUGUGAACAUGGAGGAAGAAACAUCCGAACAAGCUAAGAACUCUGAGACCUUGAUUGUUGAUUUUGCAGAACAAGUUACAGAAAGUCCAGAUCUUUCCAGUUGUCAUGUGCUUGCCAAUAAUCCUGAACCUGAAAGUGUUGACCAGAAUCCAUUUUGCCAAAUUGUUGAAAAACUUGAUGGGAGUUCCUCUGGACAGCCCUCUGAGGAGAAAGCAACUUUGAAUUCUGCUGUCAAUGAUUUGGUAAUGGAAGAAUUGUCAUGCAAAAAUAUUGGAAAUGGAUCACCGUGCCCAGUUGCAGACCCUCUUUGUGAGGUUUCUGAACUUUCUGCUGCAGACACACUCAAUAAUUUGGAGAAUGGCUCUGGUGGUACUGCACCCCAUAGUCUCUCCAUUGUUACCUCUGAUGUGUCCCCCAUUCUUAAAUCUCCAACACUAAGUGCCUCACCCAGAAUCAACCACAGUAGGAAAAGUCUGAGAACAUCAUCAAUGUUAACUGCUUCACAGAAAGAUCUCAAGGAUGAGAGGUUAAGCUCAGAGACCAUGUGUAAUGCUCUGGUAAAUUCCAAAAAAUGCAUCUCUUCUAGUGCUCUCUCAACCAAAAAGAGUACUAGUUUUGUAUCACCAUCUGAAGAUUUGGCAGCUAGCCUCCACCGUGGCCUAGAGAUUAUUGAAAGUCACCGACAGAGUUCAGCAUUGAGGCGGUCAUUAUUCCGGUUCUCAUUAAAACCUGCUGAUUCAAAGCCAAGCUUUGCAGUUUGUAAAGUUGAUGCUGGUGUGCAGACUUUUCCUCAAGAUGAUGAGAUGUUAGAAGCAAAGCAAGAGGUAUUUUUAUGCAGUAGCUGCAAAAGGAUAACCCUAGAAGGAAAAGAGGAUGAAAACUGCUCAAACAUGCAAUUAGUACCAGUUGAUGAUGGAUCAGAGUCUGCUGAGAAAUCCAAGAAGCAGGUUCCGAAAGCCGUGGAGAGGGUUCUGGCUGGAUCUAUCAGGAGAGAAAUGGCACUAGAAGAGUUUUGUGCCAAACAAGCUUCAGAAAUAACACAGUUAAACCGCUUGGUCCAACAGUACAAACAUGAGAGAGAGUGCAAUGCCAUAAUAGCACAGACAAAGGAGGAUAAAAUUCUUCGCCUAGAGAGCCUUAUGGAUGGUGUUUUGCCCACUGAUGAAUUCAUGGAGGAAGAGCUGGCCUCUCUCACACACGAGCAUAAGCUUCUGAAGAACAAAUAUGAGAACCAUCCUGAAAUUUUAAGAACAAAGAUUGAGUUGAAAAGAGUUCAAGAUGAACUGGAACGCUUGCGGAAUUUUUAUGAGUUGGGUGAGAGGGAAGUUUUGUUGGAAGAAAUUCAGGAUUUAAGAAGUCAAUUAGAGUACUAUAUAGACUCCUCAUCAACAUCAACUCGAAGACAAAAUUCUCUACUGCAAUUGACGUAUUCAUGUGAGCCCAAUAUGGUUGCACCUCUCACUGUAAUCCCAGAGACAAAUGAGGAGAGUGCUGAGGUGAAACUUGAGCUGGAAAGAAGUCGCUGGACUGAGGCAGAGAGCAAAUGGAUUUCUGUAGCGGAGGAAUUAAGAACUGAACUUGGAGCUAGCAGGUCUCUAGCUGAAAGGAUGAAGCUGGAAUUAGAUACAGAAAAGAAAUGUGCAGAGGAGUUGAAGGAAGCAAUGCAAAUGGCUAUGGAGGGACAUGCACGAAUGCUUGAACAGUAUGCAGAUCUUCAGGAGAAGCAUAUCCAACUGCUUGCCAGGCAUAGAAAAAUUCAAGAAGGAAUAGAUGAUGUUAAAAAGGCAGCUGCUAGAGCUGGGGUCAGGGGUGCUGAAUCAAGGUUCAUAAAUGCCCUUGCUGCAGAAAUUUCUGCACUAAAAGUGGAAAGAGAAAAGGAGAGGCGCUACCUCAGGGAUGAAAAUAAAGGACUUCAGGCUCAAUUGAGAGAUACUGCUGAAGCUGUGCAGGCUGCAGGGGAGUUGCUUGUCCGCCUAAAAGAAGCAGAAGAAGCUGUGAUUGUUGCUGAGAAGCGAGCUAGUGAAGCAGAGAAGGAAACUGAGAAGGCUUUUAAACAGAUUGAUAAAUUAAAGAGAAAACACCAGAGUGAGAUUAACUCUCUUAAUGAGCUUCUGCCAGAGUCUCGCCUGCCAAGGGAAGCAAUACAACCUGCUUACAAUGACUUUAACACGGCUAAGUAUGAUGCAGACGAACCCCAUGAUGCUGGUGAUCAGCAAUGGAGACAAGAGUUUGAGCCAUUCUAUAAGAGUGAUGAUGGUGAGUUAUCGAAGCUUGCAGAACCCUCAUCUUGGUUCUCUGGUUAUGAUCGUUGCAACAUAUAAAUACGUUUAGCUGCAGAGCGUAUGUAUUUUGCAAAGUUUUUUUUGUUAAAAAAAGUUCUUUAAGAUGUAUCUUUAAAAAUCUAAAUAAAAACAUUGAUUUUGC
Messenger RNA from Rubroshorea leprosula, 4128 nucleotides. NCBI's taxonomy places the organism in Eukaryota, Viridiplantae, Streptophyta, Magnoliopsida, Malvales, Dipterocarpaceae. The record is from the annotation of a GenBank genome assembly.